UUACAUCUUUCGCAACUCAUUUCGCCUAGAAUCUCUCGCCCACAGCUUUUAUCUCAAUCCGCCGUCGCAGGCUUCGCCGCCGGCAAGCUCCUACCUUUUUCACCUUCCCUCUCCUCUGAUAUAUCCCCACAAAAAAAAACCCACAAAAAGAUUAAAAAAAAAAAUCUCUUAGCUUUGUUUGGUUUCAUUGUUCCUUCGUUUCGAUUUGGUUUCAGUCUAAUAAACGAGAGGGGAGGGAAGAGUUAAAUCAAAAAUCCCAAAAAAAAAAGAUAAAAAAAGUUCCAAAAAACCCAAAAAAAGAGAAUGGCUCAGGUUCAGACUACGGUGGCCCCGGCAGCUCAGUUCGGAACGACGUCGCUUUACGUCGGUGAUCUGGAUCUCAACGUGACGGACUCGCAGCUCUUCGAAGCCUUUAGCCAAAUGGGCCAGGUGGUGUCUGUUCGAGUCUGCAGAGACUCAGCCACUCGCAGAUCCCUCGGCUACGGUUACGUUAACUUCACCAAUCCACCAGAUGCUGCGAGAGCAAUCCAGGAACUCAAUUACAUACCUCUUUAUGGGAAACCUAUAAGGGUUAUGUAUUCUCAUCGUGAUCCUAGUGUUCGCCGAAGUGGCGCUGGCAACAUUUUCAUCAAGAAUCUGGACCAGUCCAUCGACCACAAAGCACUACACGAUACAUUUUCAACCUUCGGGAACAUCGUGUCAUGCAAGGUAGCCGUGGAUGCUUCAGGCCAGUCAAAAGGCUACGGCUUCGUGCAAUACGCGGACGAAGAGUCUGCUCAGAAAGCUAUUGAGAAACUCAACGGCAUGCUGCUAAACGACAAGCAAGUGUACGUGGGUCCGUUCCUUAGGAGACAAGAAAGAGACUCCACCGCAAACAAAACUAAGUUCACCAACGUCUACGUGAAGAAUCUCGCGGAAAGCACUACAGAUGAUGACUUGAAGAGUGCUUUCGCCGAGUAUGGUGAGAUAACGAGUGCUGUGGUGAUGAAAGAUGGAGAAGGAGGGAAGUCUAAGGGGUUUGGUUUUGUCAACUUCGAAAACGCUGAUGAUGCUGCUAAGGCUGUGGAGUCUUUGAAUGGGAAGAUGUUUGAUGAUAAGGAGUGGUAUGUUGGUAGAGCGCAGAAGAAGUCAGAGAGGGAGACGGAGCUAAGGGUGCGUCGUGAAGAGAGUUUGAGGGAAGCUGCGGAGAGGUUUCAGAGUUCGAACUUGUAUGUGAAGAAUUUGGAUUCUAGCGUUUCUGACGAGAAACUUAAAGAGAUGUUUUCUCCUUUUGGUACCGUGACAUCUUGCAAGGUGAUGCGUGAUCCUAGUGGAAUAAGCAAAGGGUCUGGCUUUGUUGCUUUCUCAACUCCUGAAGAAGCAACAGAAGCUAUGUCACAGUUGAGUGGGAAAAUGGUGGAAGGCAAGCCACUCUAUGUUGCUAUUGCACAGAGGAAGGAAGACAGAAGUGUCAGACUACAGGCUCAGUUUUCUCAAGUGAGGCCAGUUGCAAUGCCUCCAUCCGCUGGUCCGCGCAUGCCAACGUUUCCCCCUGGAGGUCCUGGUAUUGGACAACAAAUGUUCUAUGGUCAGGCCCCUCCUAACAUGAUUCCUCCCCAGCCUGGGUAUGGGUACCAACAACAGCUUGUUCCUGGAAUGAGACCUGGUGGUAGGGGCCAUGUACCCAAUUACUUCAUGCCUAUGGUUCAGCAACAACAGCAGCAGCAGCGUCCUGGAGGGAUCCAACAGUCCCAGCACCAAGUUCCCAUGAUGCAGCACCAGAUGCAUCCAAGGGGUCGAAUGUUACGGUAUUCUCAAGGGCGUGGCAGUGGUGGUGAUGUAGCUCCAUAUGACAUGGGCAACAACAACAACAACAUCACAAUGCCUAUUGGAGCUUUGGCUUCAAAUCUAGCUAAUGCGUCUCCAGAGCAGCAGAGGACGAUGCUGGGUGAGAAUCUGUACCCGUUGGUGGAGCAGCUUGAAGCAGAUUCUGCAGCCAAAGUGACUGGGAUGCUGUUGGAGAUGGACCAGACGGAAGUGCUCCAUCUCUUGGAGUCACCAGAAGCUCUCAAGGACAAAGUUGCAGAGGCUAUGGAUGUUCUGAGGAGCGUCGCUGCUGGUGGUGCAGCCGAGCAGCUCGCUUCCUUGAACCUCUCUUAAACUUCUUGACCCAGUCUCUCUCCCAUACAAUUACAAUUGCAGUUGUUUCUUUUCUUUGAUCCGUUUUCUUUUGGGAGAGUAUGGAUUCCCCGAUAACUUGCUUUUGUGUGGUUUAUCAAACUUUCUUUAAAUUAAAAAAAAAAAAAAAAA
Messenger RNA from Brassica oleracea var. oleracea, 2289 nucleotides. Its product is annotated as polyadenylate-binding protein 2. NCBI's taxonomy places the organism in Eukaryota, Viridiplantae, Streptophyta, Magnoliopsida, Brassicales, Brassicaceae. Gene Ontology annotation, cellular component: ribonucleoprotein complex. Bases 304 to 2139 code for a protein of 611 amino acids. The transcript has 9 exons. The record is from RefSeq and is a predicted model, not a curated record. Gene Ontology annotation, molecular function: RNA binding.